GAGGCGAGGCGGGGCGGGGUGGGGCGGAGCGGAUGUCCGCAGCUGCGCGCGUUGGGCUCUCCCUAGCAGGGCUACGGAGCCCCAAGGACGUUUAUUGAGCGUCUGCUGUGUGCGCCGAGCGGUGCUGACCCGGCGAACAGAAGUGACUGGUUGACGUCAAACGAUGGCACCCAUCCCGGAAAGGAGCGAGGACGCUCUGCUCCCGGAUUUCCCCAGGGGGCCCCUGCAGGCGUACCGCGCACGCGCGUCCUUCAGCUGGAAGGAGCUGGCGCUGUUCUUGGAAGGCGAGGACAUUCUGCGCCUUAAGAAAACCAUCUUCUCGGCCUUGGAGAACGACCCCCUCUUCGCCCAUCCCAGGGGACACGAUCUCUCCUUGGAGCAGCACCGCGAGCUGACCUUCCGGCGCUGCAAGCGGCUCUUCGAGUACGACUUCCUGUCCCCCAGCGACCUGCUGCAGAGCCCGCUCAAACUCCUGGCACUGGUGAACUGCCUGGGCAUGUACGACUGGUCCCUGGCCACCAAGGUCGCCCUGCACUCGUUUGUCUUCGUGUCAGCGAUUUACAGCUCCGGUUUGGAAAGACAUUUCAGAUACAUCCCAAAGGUCUUCAGCAUGGAGAUCUUCGGGUGCCUGGCCCUCACGGAACUCAGCCACGGGAGUAACACCAAGGCCAUCCGCACGACCGCUCACUAUGACCCCGCCACCGAGGAGUUCGUCCUCCAUUCCCCAGACUUUGAAGCCGCCAAGUUCUGGGUCGGCAACAUGGGCAAGACCGCAACCCACGCGGUGGUGUUCGCGCAGCUGUACACGCCGGGGGGCCAGUGCCACGGCCUGUACCCCUUUGUCGUGCAGAUCCGGGACCCGAAGACCCUCCUCCCCAUGCCCGGGGUGAUGGUGGGCGACAUAGGGAGGAAGCUCGGGCAGAACGGCCUGGACAACGGGUUCGCCAUGUUCCACAAGGUCAGGGUCCCUCGCCAGAACCUCCUGAACCGCACCGGGGACAUCACUCCCGAGGGCGCCUACGUCACGCGCUUUAAGGACGACAGGCAGCGCUUCGGGGCGUCCCUGGGCAGCCUGUCCACCGGCCGGGUCUGCAUCGUGGGCAUGUCCGUCACCAACCUGAAGCUGGCCGUGUGCAUAGCCCUUCGCUUUUCGGCCACCCGGCGGCAGUUCGGACCCACCGACGGGGAGGAGAUCCCGGUCCUGGAGUACCAGCUGCAGCAAUGGCGCCUGCUGCCGUACCUGGCGGCCGCCUACGCCCUGGACCACUUCUCCAAGUCGCUUUUCCUGGACCUCGUGCAGCUGCAGCAAGGCCUCCUGGGGGACGACCGCAGCGCCAGGCAGGCGGAGCUCGGACGCGAAAUCCACGCCUUGGCGUCGGCCGGGAAGCCCCUGGCCUCGUGGACCGCCCAGCGGGGGAUUCAGGAAUGCCGGGAGGCCUGCGGGGGACACGGCUACCUGGCCGUGAACCGUCUGGGUGACCUCAGAGACGACAACGACCCGAACUGCACGUACGAGGGGGACAACAACGUGCUGCUGCAGCAGACCAGCAACUACCUGCUGGGCCUGCUGGGACUCGGGGGCCCAGGUGGCGCUCGCUUCGAGAGCCCGCUGAAGAGCGUGAACUUUCUGGAAGCCUACCCCGCCAUCCUCCGCCAGAGGUUCGAGGUCGCCGGCCUGCAGGACUGCCUGGACUCCGCAGUCCCCCUGGCGGCGUACGAGUGGCUGGUGUGUUACCUGCUCCGAGAGAGCCGCGAGAAACUGAACCAGGAGAGGAAGUCCGGGAGCAGCGACUUUGAAGCCAGGAACAACUCCCAGGUCUACUGCUGCCGGUCCCUGGCCCUGGCGUUCCUGGAGCUCACCGUGCUGCGCAGGUUCCACGAGCACACGCACCAGCCCGGCGUGCCGCCCCCGCUGCGGGCCCCGCUCCGGCGCCUCAGCGCCCUCUACGGCCUGUGGUCCCUGGGCCAGCACACGGCCCUGCUCUACCGAGGCGGCUACUGUUCCGGGGAGCGAGCCGGCAAGCUGAUGGAGAGCGCGGUCCUGGAGCUGUGUGCGCAGCUGAAGGACGACGCGGUGGCCCUGGUGGACGUGCUCGCCCCUCCCGACUUCAUCCUGGACUCCCCAAUCGGCAGAGCCGACGGCGAGCUCUGUAGGAACCUCUGGGCCGCCGUCCUGCAGGGGAGCAGCGUGCUGGAGCGGGCCUCGUGGUGGCCCGAGUUCGCCCGCAAGCCCAUUGUGGGGGGUCUCAAGUCCCAGCUGUAGCCGUCCCGCCCACGUCCCGCCCACGUCCUGCGCAGUCCACAGUGAGGCGGAUGAGGACGCGGACCUCAGAUUCCGGUGCCGCAGAUCCCCGCAGCCGCCAGGUUUCUUAUCGGGAGCGCGCCUCUGCGCGUCACCGCACCGGCUGGUGGCCGGGCCCCCUUCGUCUCCCUGGGACGCGCAGCCCCGGGGUUCAAGGUGCCCUGCCGUGCGCACAGAACACCCGUGCAAUGGCACCUUCCGGAGGGAGCGUCCGCGGUCGACAACCGGAACCUGGCACUUUCUGCUUCCACGCACGGACGUGGGACGUGACUCGGGGCUUCUGGCCGGCAGCCACCUGGCAGCCGCCGGGUGCCGAGCGAGCUCAGCCUCGCCAGCGCUGGUGCCGUGGUUGGUUCUUCACCCGUGCGACCUCCCCACGGGAUCAUCUCUCCCGGAACUUUCUGGAUAGGCGCUGUGGACCGUCUGAAUGGCAUCAUUGCAGAAAUUGAAGGAAAAGAAAUCAUGUUUAUUACUUUCUUGGAUGGAACUGGAAGUUUCCAUCAAGGAAAUAUUUCCAAAUAAAAAAAAA
Phyllostomus discolor (pale spear-nosed bat) is the source of this 2831-nucleotide messenger RNA. RefSeq names its product acyl-CoA oxidase 3, pristanoyl (gene ACOX3). Lineage: Eukaryota; Metazoa; Chordata; Mammalia; Chiroptera; Phyllostomidae. Bases 164 to 2263 code for a protein of 699 amino acids. Gene Ontology annotation, biological process: fatty acid beta-oxidation using acyl-CoA oxidase; lipid homeostasis. Gene Ontology annotation, cellular component: peroxisome. The record is from RefSeq and is a predicted model, not a curated record. Gene Ontology annotation, molecular function: pristanoyl-CoA oxidase activity; FAD binding; fatty acid binding. The transcript has 18 exons.